AUGCCCAUGCUGUCUGAACCUUGGAAGAAAUACAAAAGGUUUCCUCCUAUUCACCUGCCCGGGCGACAAUGGCCGGACAAGACGCUCGACAAGGCCCCUCGGUGGCUGGCCACUGACCUUCGAGACGGCAAUCAGAGUCUGGUUGACCCCAUGAAUGGUGACGAAAAGUGGAAGUUUUUUCAAAUGCUCGUCAAGCUCGGCUACAAAGAAAUCGAAGUCUCUUUCCCCUCUGCCUCUGACACCGACUUCAACUUCACGCGAAAGUUGAUUGAAACGCCUGGCGCCGUCCCCGACGAUGUGUAUCUACAAGUUCUGUCGCCGUGCAGAGAAGACCUCAUCCGACGAACAAUCGAGUCCCUCAAGGGCGCCAAAAAGGCCAUUGUACACAUCUAUCUAGCCACCAGCGAGUGUUUCCGGCGCGUCGUCUUCAACCAUAGCAAAGAAGCUGCCCUGGAGACCGCAGUCCGCUGCACGAAACUGGUCCGCGCCUUGACCAAGGAUGACCCGUCGCAAGAGGACACGGAUUGGGCUUUCGAGUUCAGUCCCGAGACCUUUUCCGACACGGAACCCGAAUUCGUGAUUGAUGUCUGCGAGGCUGUCAAGGCUGCCUGGGAGCCCACAGAGGCGAACCCGAUUAUUUUCAACCUGCCCGCCACUGUGGAAAUGUCAACGCCCAAUGUCUACGCUGAUCAGAUCGAGUACUUUUGCCGCAACAUCACGGAGCGCGAGAAGAUUUGCGUGUCCCUCCAUCCCCACAACGACCGUGGCUGCAGCGUGGCGGCUGCGGAGCUCGCUCAGAUGGCGGGCGCUGACCGAGUUGAGGGAUGCCUCUUUGGCAACGGCGAGCGCACCGGAAACGUUGAUCUGGUGACCCUGGCGCUGAACCUGUACACUCAGGGAAUUCACCCCAACGUUGACUUUUCGGAUCUGAACAGCGUCAUCGAGACGGUGGAGAUGUGCAACAAGAUUCCGGUCCACGAUCGCGCCCCCUAUGGCGGAUCCUUGGUCGUCUGCGCCUUUAGCGGCUCGCACCAGGAUGCCAUCAAGAAGGGUUUCCAAGUCCGCGACAGGGAGAAUGCGGCUUACGACGACAGAUGGCAAAUCCCAUAUCUGCCGCUGGAUCCCCAAGAUAUCGGCCGUACUUACGAGGCCGUUAUUCGCGUCAACUCUCAAAGCGGGAAGGGCGGUGCCGCGUGGAUCAUUCUACGCCAGCUCUCCCUUGACUUGCCUCGCGGCCUGCAAGUUGCCUUCUCCAAGGUUGUCCAGCGAAAAGCGGACGAGCUUGGCCGAGAGCUUCGUGCGCAGGAGAUUACCGAGCUGUUUGAAGAAACGUACUAUUUGAAGCAGAAUCCCCGCUUCAGCAUUGUCGACUACAGCAUCAUGCCCGACCGCUCCAAGUCUCCCGCCCCCGAGGCUGGCAAGACGCAGGACACCAAGGAUCUCAACCGUGUGUUCUCGGGCGUGGUUCGCUGCGACGGCAGGGAGUACAAACUGCGCGGACGUGGCAACGGUCCCAUUUCCAGCCUGGCAAGCGCACUGAAAAGCAUUGGCGUCAGCCUGGACGUCCAAGAUUACAAAGAACACGCCAUCGGCAAGGGUCGCGAUGUCAAGGCCGCGACGUACAUAGAAUGUACCGCCGCGGGAAGCAACGUGCCAGUCUGGGGCGUUGGCAUUCACCAGGACGUCGUCCAGAGUUCUUUAAUUGCUCUUCUGAGCGCUGCUAGCAAUUUUGCGUCUAGCCGACCGGGGAGUCCUUUCGCGGCAAAGCUAGCAGGGGAUGGCCAAGUCGACGAGACGGAUGCGGACGAGAUGAAUGGCAACAGCAAAGGGCCGUCAGUUCUGGUUAGUGCUAUGGAAGCACAAGCCAGCCAGAUGUAG
Ustilaginoidea virens is the source of this 1878-nucleotide messenger RNA. RefSeq lists its product as uncharacterized. Lineage: Eukaryota; Fungi; Ascomycota; Sordariomycetes; Hypocreales; Clavicipitaceae. The transcript is spliced from 4 exons. Gene Ontology annotation, molecular function: 2-isopropylmalate synthase activity. The record is from RefSeq and is a predicted model, not a curated record. The coding region runs from base 1 to 1878 and encodes 625 amino acids. Gene Ontology annotation, biological process: L-leucine biosynthetic process. Gene Ontology annotation, cellular component: mitochondrion.